This is a messenger RNA of Sciurus carolinensis (gray squirrel), 1381 nucleotides long. RefSeq names its product ribokinase (gene Rbks). The transcript is spliced from 8 exons. The record is from RefSeq and is a predicted model, not a curated record. Gene Ontology annotation, biological process: D-ribose metabolic process. Gene Ontology annotation, molecular function: ribokinase activity. Bases 64 to 900 code for a protein of 278 amino acids. NCBI's taxonomy places the organism in Eukaryota, Metazoa, Chordata, Mammalia, Rodentia, Sciuridae.
GGUUACAGGGUCGGGCAAAGGGCAAAGGUCAGCGUCCAGGUUGGACGGCACCACCUCUCAGCCAUGGCGGCGUCCGGGGAGCCCAGGAGGCAGUGGCGGGAGGAGGUGGCGGCGGUGGUAGUGGUGGGCUCCUGCAUGACCGACCUGGUCAGUCUGACUUCUCGUUUGCCAAAAACUGGAGAAACCAUCCAUGGACACAAGUUUUUCAUUGGCUUUGGAGGGAAAGGUGCCAACCAGUGUGUCCAAGCUGCUAGGCUCGGAGCAAAGACAUCCAUGGUGUGCAAGGUUGGCAAGGAUUCUUUUGGCAAUGAUUAUAUAGAAAACUUAAAACAGAAUGAUAUUUCUACAGAAUUUGCAUAUCAGACUAAAGAUGCUGCUACAGGAGCUGCUUCUAUAAUUGUCAAUGAUGAAGGCCAGAAUAUCAUCGUCAUAGUGGCAGGAGCAAAUUUACUUUUGAAUACAGAAGACCUGAGAGAGGCAGCCAGUGUCAUUAGCCAAGCCAAAGUCAUGAUCUGCCAGCUAGAAAUAACUCCAGCAACUUCUUUGGAAGCCUUGACAAUGGCCCACACCAAUGGAGUGAAAACAUUGUUCAAUCCAGCUCCUGCCAUUGCCGACCUGGAUCCGCAGUUCUACAGCCUCUCCGACGUGUUCUGCUGCAACGAGAGUGAGGCUGAGAUUUUAACUGGCCUAACGGUGGGCAGCCCAGCCGAGGCCGGAAAGGCUGCCGCGGUACUCCUGGAAAGGGGCUGCAAGGCUGCAAUCAUCACCUUAGGGGAUAAAGGCUGCGUGCUGCUGUCACAGGCAGAACCUGUCCCAAAGCACAUUCCCACAGAGAAGGUCAAGGCUGUGGAUACCACGAGUCCUUGCAAUAACAUGGGAAGCACCGAGCAGAGAGCCUGACUGACAAGGACCUCAGAAAAAGAGCCCCUGCAGACCACUGGGAGCUGGCUUACCACGUCCACCAAUGUUCAAGCACUUACUGCCCAGCUCCACAGAGUACCAGUACCAAAGAGCAGAUCCCCAAGUGAUGAGGAGGGAUGGUCAGUUCAGGAAGGGGCCCUGAGAGGGAAUGGGGAGGUGGGCACUGACCCAAGAGGACAGUCUAAUAGGGGGAAGAAGAGAAAGGAGAAAGCAACCUCUCCAUGGUAACACUGACUUGGGGGCUAGCAGCAGAGGCCACCCAGCUGACCCCACACUCCGGCUUUAAGGUGCUAUCCCUAGGAGCUCCCAUCUCUCAGCUUCUGCCCUUGGAGCAUCUCACCAGCUAUUCCUGAGUGGCAUCCCUGCCCCACCAGCCCUGCUGACUACCUCAGCGCCCCCUCACUCACCCCAUUAGAUGGCUUAGCAGGCCGUGGGGCAUGCUUUGCUGUUCUUUCCAGCU